Molecule: messenger RNA, 555 nt
Organism: Rhipicephalus sanguineus (brown dog tick)
Lineage: Eukaryota; Metazoa; Arthropoda; Arachnida; Ixodida; Ixodidae
Product: cuticle protein 16.8-like
Exons: 3
Coding region: 1-555 (184 amino acids)
Cellular component (GO): chitin-based extracellular matrix
Molecular function (GO): structural constituent of chitin-based larval cuticle
Source: RefSeq, a predicted model, not a curated record
AUGGGGACGAGCGAGGGGCUUACACAUUUUUUUUUCUGGCGCCAUGCAUUGCAGGUCUUUCUUUGCUGCCUUCUGGCCGUCGCUGCCUCUGCUCCAGUUGAGGAAUACCCACCACAGCCAUACAGCUUCAGCUACGACACCACCGACGAGUUUGGCACCCGCCUGACCCGCGAGGAGUCCGGUGACGCCAACAACAACAAGGUCGGCUCCUACAGCUACACCGAUGCCUCCGGCAUCUCCCGUACCGUCAAGUACACCGCCGACGCCGAGGGCUUCCACGUGACCGUCGAGACCAACGAGCCAGGAACCAAGACCUCCAACCCAGCCGAUGCCCUGUACACCUCCGCCGCCGUUGAGGUCGCCCCAGCCCCAGCUGCCCCUCCAGCCCAGUUCGCCGUGCACGCUGUGCACCCAGCUCAGUACGCCGUUCACGCUGUGCACCCAGCUCAGUACGCCGUUCACGCUGCACCCGUUUCCUACGCCACUGCCCACCACGUGACCCCCUUGACCCUUGUCCACCAAGCUCCUUUCACCAUCGGCAAGGCCAAGGCUUAA